Aedes albopictus (Asian tiger mosquito) is the source of this 6850-nucleotide messenger RNA. RefSeq names its product protein enabled (gene ena). The coding region runs from base 4440 to 6356 and encodes 638 amino acids. The record is from RefSeq and is a predicted model, not a curated record. NCBI's taxonomy places the organism in Eukaryota, Metazoa, Arthropoda, Insecta, Diptera, Culicidae. The transcript has 11 exons. Gene Ontology annotation, molecular function: SH3 domain binding.
AUGGGUAUUUAGAUACGUUGGACCGGACCGCCGUCGCGAAGCCUGCAGCAGCCAGCCAGCCAGCCAGCAGCCGUUCGUUCUCGUUUUGUAGUCGCGCAGCCAUCGUCGUCGGGGUGCUGUUCCAGUCGCAGUCAGUGAAGGAAAAAAAAAAACUACUCUUGUGUGUCAGAUUGUUCAACCUCUUUUGCUCCAAAACAUGGCGACAAAAUUGUACUGCUGCUGGCAGAAGUGUUUGUGCUAGGGAGAAUCCGAGGGGAGAACGAGUGAAAAAUCGGCCCUCUGUGCCGAUCUGUGUCCUUUUCUUCUUUCCUGGUUCACCGUCGUUUCGGGGCGUUGUUUUUUCCGCUUCCGCCGGAGGACGACGGAUUGAGUGUGCUAGUACAGUAGUUGGUCGUCGGUUCGUCGUUUUUGUGUCGGUCGUUACCGAUUCUAUAACAUUCCCCAGAAAACCAUUCCCCAGAAUACCAAUCCCCAGAAUUCCAUUCCCCAGAAAACCAUUUCCCAGAAUGUACCAUUCCCCAGAAUGUACCAUUUCCCAGAAAUCCAUUCCCCAGAAAUCCAUUACCCAGAAUGCACCAUUCCCCAGAAAUCCAUUCCCCAGAAUGUACCAUUCCCCAGAAAAGCUUAAUAUACUCGUCUAAAAAGUUUAAUUCGAUACACAAACAGUACAAUGUUGAUCAUAAUGAUAUGUUAUAGGCAAGGAUUUUAACAUUAUAGUGUUGUUUCUUAUACGAUAUUUCCAUAAAAAUAUUCUACAAUGGUUCAAACGUUUAAUUACCAUUGUACACAGUUGCAUGUUGAUCUUUAAACCUAUCUUGAAAGUUCACUAACUGUCCAUUCCAGUUGCGUUGCUAUAAAAUGUUUUGUUUUUGACAGAUUUGUGAAAAUUGUGCAGCACUUGUUUCACGAUGAAUAAAGUUUUAAAAGUGAUGUGCAAAAUUUAUAGAGAAAAUGCAUUUUCUUUUGAUGUUGUUCAGUGUACAAGAUGCUAAUGGACCAGUUUAUGGUCGGUUUAUAUUAAAAAGAUUUUUCUGUCGAAAACUUUGAGUUACUCGGAAAGACUCAACUGACCACGUUUUUCUACGCAAAUGGUUGGAGGAAUCCAUCCCAAUGGAUGUUCCUAAUUAUUCGCUUCAAAGGCCCUUCAUUCAUGCGGUAUGAGAAGGGCUUUCAUCAUUAUUCCAAUACUAUGGAAUAGAAAAAGUGAUCAUAGGUAUAAGCAGUUUUAAUGCCAGCAAUUCUAAAUAUUUUUAAUGAAGAAGGAAAAAGGUAUCAUUGUUUUCCUUUUGGCUUUCAAAAACCCAACAAUGUUCCUUCUUUUAAAACAAUUUUUGUCUUAGAAUUAAGGCAAUUAGUAUUUUUUUUGGAAUUAUAACUGCUUACAUUUUCAACAUAGAUUCUCCCUUCUUUUCUACAUAGGCUGUUCUUUCAAAUUGCACUUUUCAGGAAAUUAUGGGCAUUAUUGCAACCACCGGUGUUAAAUUGAUGUUAUAUUUAUUAUAUAUUUUUUUUCAAAUUUCUAAACACCUGUGCUUGUGGUGCCGAUAAUUACCUAAACAUUGCAACUCGAAAGAACAGCCCAUGUAGAAAAGAAGGGAAAAUCUAUGUUGAAAAAGUAAGCAGUUGUGAUGCCGAUAAUUUCCUGAAAAGCGCAAUUCGAAAGAACAGCCUAUGCAGCAAAGAAGGAAACAUCUAUGUUGAAAAUGAAAGCAGUUAUAAUUCCUAUAAUUGUACCAAUUGCCUAAAUUCUAAACAAAAAGCUGGGUUUAAAAAAAGGAACAGUGUUGGGUUUUUGAAUGCCGAAAGGAAAACAAUGUCACCACAGACAAACAGACGUAACACUACGAACAUUUUUCGAUUCAAAUUUUAGUCUCGGAAACAGAUUCGCUUAAUUCUAAAAGGACUGAAUUUGGCCAACCAUCAACUAGGUGGCAGUAGUGUCAAACUCGAACAAAAACGAUGCGAGCGCCGCGGAUUGGCAGUUGGUCAACCCUCAAAUAAACCGUUAAAUCGAAGUACGAUGGCAAUUAUCAGAGUAUUACGUUUCCUUCUUCGUUAAAAAAAUGUUUGAGUCGUUAUAAGAAUUGUUGGCAUUACAACUGCUUAUAUGUUCAUCAACAAUUUUCCCUUCUUUUGCAUAGGCUGUUCUUUCGAGUUGCACUUUUCAGGAAAUUAUCGGCAUCGCAGGGCCCAUAUAGCCGAGGCGGUAAACGCACGGGUAUUCAGCAUGACCAUGCUGAGGGUGACGGGUUCGAUUCCCGGUCGGUCCAGGAUCUUUUCGUAAAGGAAAUUUCCUUGACUUCCUUGGGCAUAGAGUAUCUUCGUGCCUGCCACACGACAUACACAUGCAAAAUGGUCAUUGGCAGAGGAAGCUCUCAGUUAAAAACUGUGGAAGUGCUCAUAGAACAAUAAUCUGAGAAGCAGGCUUUGUCCCAGUGAGGACGUUACGCCAAGAAGAGGAGAGAGGAGGCAUCGCAACUGCGUAUAUACUUUUUUAACAUAGAUUCUCCCUUCUUUUUUGCAUAGGCUGUUCUUUCGAAUUGCACUUUUCGGGAAAUUAUUGGCAUUACAGCCUCCACCGGUGUUAAUUGCUAAAAUAUUUAUUUAAUAUUUUUUUCAAAUUUCUAAAUACCUGUGCUUGUGGCAGUCCUGCAAAAUAUCAGUCUCAGUGCCUGUUUUUCAGCCGAAAAUGAAUGACUGCGGCGGUCGUUUUCAGUUCCUCGAUGUGAGAACUGACAGAGUCCGAGAGCUCCAUUCGUGAGCGACCCAACAAGAUCAAUUCCCAAUCAUCCACACACUACUCAUGCUGAAAAGCCAUUCGUCUCAAGCGGUGGCUUGUGAGAGUGAGUGCCCUAUACGUUAGCACGGGUGAAAACACUCAACUACAGAAAAUUGAAUGGAAAUUUAGCCCUGUCAGCUCUCGCUUUCAGCACGCUGCGUACGAGUGUGAGUACCUAUUUCAUUUCGCUCCCGUGUUGCUGAUCGGAAAGCAACUUUGACAGGAAAACCAAAACGGAGAAAAUGAAAAAAGCAAAAUAUCGCUAUCAUAAAGGCCUGUCGAAAAAUUGCAACACUGGCUUGUGGUGCCGAUAAUUACCUGAAUAGUGUAACUCGAAAGAACAGCCUAUGCAGAAAAGAAGGAAAAACUACGUAGAAAAUGUAAGAAAUUUUGAUGUCGAUAAUUUACUGAAAAGUGCAAUUCGAAAGAACAACCUAUGCAGAAAAGAAGGAAAAAUGUAUGUUGAAAAAGUAAGCAGUUGCGACGCCAAUAAUUAUACCAAUAAUCUAAAUUGUAAAUGCAAAUCAUGCUUACUUCCAAAGUUUUUAAGAAUUUUUGGCAGGAUGUUUCUUUCGGUGAUUUCUUACGAUUAAAUAUUUGAUUUUUAGCGAUUAAUAUAAACCAUUCAGGGUCUCCAGUUAGCUUAGUGGUUAAGGCUAUGGAUCGCCAAUCCGGAGACGGCGGGUUCGAUUCCCGUUCCGGUCGGGAAAAUUUUCUCGACUCCCUGGGCAUAGAGUAUCAUUGUACUUGCCUCACAAUAUACAAAUUCAUGCAAUGGCAGGCAAAGAAAGCCCUUCAAUUAAUAACUGUGGAAGUGCUCAAAGAACACUAAGUUGAAGAGAGGCAGGCCAAGUCCCAGUGCGGACGUAGAACCAUAAAGAAGAAGAAGAUAAACCAUUCAGAAAUAAAACAAUAGUUUUAUUUUCUUUCUGGGGAAUGGUACAUUCUGGGGAAUGGAAUUCUGGGGAAUGGUACAUUCUGGGGAAUGGAUUUCUGGGGAAUGGUACAUUCUGGGGAAUGGGUUUCUGGGAAAUGGUUUUCUGGGGAAUGGUACAUUCUGGGGAAUGGAAUUCUGGGGAUUGGUUUUCUGGGGAAUGGUUUUCUGGGGAAUGUUAUAGAAUCGUCGUUACCUAGGUCGUCGUCGUUGUCGGGGAAAGAAUUUCCGGGAUUUUUCACGGGGUGCGACACGGUUUUUUUUCCGUGGUGAAGAAAACAAAGUGCAAUUUUUUAUGCCUGUCAGCGAGGAAGGUUCGGUAACAAAAACAACAACACCCGGAGAGGAAUCCUCCUGAUUGCCGGAGAAAGAGAGAGAGAAACAUUCGCGGAAGGGCGCAGCAACUUUCUGUCAAAAUUGGAAUUGGGAACUUCGCGUAGAUUAGUGUCGUGUUCUGAAAUCGAAACAAUCGAAGUGUGACAAUAAGCAGAACAUACCGGGGUGUGGAAGAGUCCGAGUCCCCAUUUUUUUGGGAACGGAAGGUGGUGCUAGUGUCUUCGACAACGUCGCUGUUUUGGAUACCUUCGCGGAGCAGUUGAAAAAUAUUGUCGCGUAGAAAGUGCUGGCUCUGCUGCCAGACGGAAGCAGUAACACAUACACAGACACGGCGGUUCUGUUUUCGGAACAACGACGGAGCACGACGCUGCCGCUGCUGUGCACACCAGAAUGAUGUGCGAACAAAGCAUAAUCGGUGCACGCGCCUCGGUGAUGGUGUACGACGAUGGCCAGAAGAAGUGGAUUCCAUCGGGCAGCUCGUCCGGCCUGAGCAAGGUGCAAAUCUUCCACCACCAGCAGAACAACACAUUCCGGGUCGUGGGCCGCAAGCUGCAAGACCACGAAGUCGUCAUCAACUGUUCCAUCAUCAAGGGCCUCAAGUACAACCAGGCGACGGCAACGUUCCACCAAUGGCGGGACUCCAAGUUUGUCUACGGACUGAACUUUUCCAGCCAACAGGACGCUGAGGCGUUCGCCCGAGCCAUGAUGCACGCACUCGAGGUGCUAAGCGGUCGGGUUCCGCCGCCGACGAUGCAGACAAACCCCAAUCAGAAUCCGCUGGCCUACGAGGAGGACAUGGGCUAUCGCACAAUGACCCGUGAGGAUGCCGCCAUAAUGCAACAGCAGCAACAACUGACCAGCAACGGUCAGCCGCAGCAACAACAGCAGCAGGUGCCACAGCCCCCGGGUCUUCCGCCGGGUUCGGUUGGAAUUCUGUCGCCUCAGACGCCAACAUCACAGGGUAUUCCACCGGGCGGGCCUGGUGGAAUGGGGAUUGUGCCCAGCGCCGGUCUGAUGAAUCAAGUGCCACCACAGCAACAGCCACAACAGCAGCAGCAGCAACAACAACAAUCGCAGCAGCAGCAACAACAGACUCAUCAUCGUACUAGCAGUGCUCCGCAACCGCCAGCUCUACCGCCCCAGCAGCAGAAACCAAUCUAUGCAUCACAGCAAAGUAACUCCAGCACCAACAGUAUUACCUAUGGAAGCAACUCGCAGCCACAGUAUCAGCAGCCAAUAUACGUAGCAUCGAAUCAACAAAACCAAAUGAUAAACCAGAUGGCCUCGCAAAUACCGGCGCCACCGAUGCCAAAUGGAGCGAUUUACGCCACGGCAACCUGCUCGCCGAACACCAGCAACAGCACCAACCCGAUCUACGCCGGCCAGCAGAUGAUGCUACCGCCGGGACAGCCUACCAACAACUAUGGACAAACGAAUGGCACGUCGUACAACGCACAGCCACAGUACGGUAUUCCACCGGUUCCCCAGAUGCCAAUACCACAGAUGCAACAGCAGCAGUCCUCACCUCAGAUGCAGCAGGUGAAUGCCCCACCGCAAGCACCACCACCACCGAUGCCACCGGCAUUCUCGCUUUCGGCACCCUCCAACGUUCCACAGCCUCCGGCACCACCUUUACCACCGGCCAGUGGGGGAGGUGGGGCAGCGCCUCCACCGCCACCACCUCCACCCGGUUCCAACCUGCUCGGAGGUAAGGGGAAUGACGCCGGCAUCAACUCGCUAGCACUGCAGCUGGCCACCGCCAAACUGAAGCGAAGUCAACCGGCCAAAUCGGCCCCAGCCCCACCGGUAGCGACGACCACCGUGACGGAGAACAGCGGUAGCAGCACCUCUAGCGGAGGUAGUGGUAAUUAUGGAACUAUAGGGCGAUCAUCCUCCGGAAUGGCCUCGAUGAUGGACGAGAUGGCGAAAACGUUAGCCCGACGGAGAGCACAAGCUGAAAAGAAGGAGCCGGACUCCACCGAUGACGGAUCAUCGAACGGACGCCAGCGGGCGUGGGAAAAAUCUAGCACCCUGCCGCACAAGCUGGGCAGCAGCAGUCAGAACAACGCCAACAGCAACAACACCAGUCUUAGCGGAUCGGAAUCGCCAAAACCGUCGCGGAAACGAUUCGGCAGUGCCAGCGAAGAAACGAUACUCAAGCAAAUCAACGGUGACAGCUUUUCGCUGCCCAGUGCGGUCGAGCUGGAAAACUUCAAGGAGGAAAUCCUGCGGGAGAUGCGGAACGAGAUCGCGAAAGCGAAACAGGAAAUCGUCGAAGCUAUCAAAUCGGAAUUCAACCGGAGGUAAAAGACGGGCUGUGGUGUGUGGGCGAACCGUUGUACGCAGCAACAGCAACAAGGCUGGAUAGUAGUAAAAUUGUAAUAAUUGUCUCUAGUAGGUUUUACGAGUCGCGACACGUGGGGGGUGAGUAUUUAUUAGCGGAUAGUUGUAUGUGGGGACGGACACCGAUUUACGCGUGCGCCGGAGGGUGCGGGUUUUCCCCAUCGAGUUUUUUUUUUCUUCUCAUUUUUUGGUCUCUCGCGAAACGGGGAUGUUAGGUCGUUUUUUAUACGAAGAGAAACGGUAAAAUGUACGCUGUAUAAUGCGUACACGGCCAUCAGGCGCAGCAAUGGAUGGGUUCUGUUUUGUUAUUUCGUAGGUUCUUAUCUGGAGACUCGCAAAAAUGACGACGACGGUUGUAGAAGUUCGUCGCUUUGUGUGUACUGAAGAUUCGAUCCGUGCGGUGCAGCGCGGUCGAAAGCGGCUAUAUAUGUUAAAAAUAUAUAUAAAUAUGAAAUUAA